Molecule: messenger RNA, 1698 nt
Organism: Lolium rigidum
Lineage: Eukaryota; Viridiplantae; Streptophyta; Magnoliopsida; Poales; Poaceae
Product: hexokinase-9-like
Exons: 9
Coding region: 47-1531 (494 amino acids)
Biological process (GO): glycolytic process; glucose 6-phosphate metabolic process; intracellular glucose homeostasis
Cellular component (GO): mitochondrion; cytosol
Molecular function (GO): mannokinase activity; glucokinase activity; fructokinase activity
Source: RefSeq, a predicted model, not a curated record
CGAGGGCAGAGCCGCGCGCGAAGGGAGGGCGAACCCAGCGGCAUCGAUGCGGAAGGCGGCGGCGUUAGCGGCGGCGGCGGUGGUCGCAGCCGCAGCAACCAUCGCUGUGCGGCAGAGGCUGCGGGAGGCAAAGCGGUGGGCGCGCGCGGCCGCCGUGUUGCGGGACCUACAGGAGCGGUGCGCGGCGCCGGCGGCGAGGCUGCAGCAGGUGUCGGCCGCGAUGGAGGUGGAGAUGCGCGCGGGGCUCGCCUCCGAGGACGGGAGCAAGCUCAAGAUGCUCGUCACCUACGUUGACUCCCUCCCCUCCGGGGAUGAGAAAGGGCUGUUUUAUGCACUUGACCUCGGAGGGACAAACUUUCGUGUUUUACGAGUUCAAUUAGGGGGCAAGGAACGACGAAUUAUCAAGCAAGAGUCUAUAGGGGUAUCCAUUCCACAGCAUUUAAUGUCCAGGAGUUCGCACGAACUAUUUGAUUUUAUCGCAGAUGCUUUAGCAAAGUUUGUUGCCACCGAGGGUGAAGACUGUCAUGUUCCGGAGGGCACCGAGAGAGAACUCGGUUUUACAUUCUCCUUUCCAGUGAAGCAAACAUCAAUUUCAUCUGGCACUCUUAUCAAGUGGACAAAGAGUUUUUCAAUUGAUGAAAUGGUUGGCAAAGAUAUCGUGUUUAAACUAAAUGAGGCUAUAAAACGUCAAGGACUUGUUAUGAAAGUCUUAACAUUGGUGAAUGAUACGGUCGGGACACUGGCUGCUGGGAGAUAUGUGGAUGAUGAUACUAUGGUUGCUAUUGUACUAGGAACUGGUACUAAUGCAGCAUACAUAGAGCAUGCACAUGCAAUUCCUAAAUGGCAUGCCCCAAUGCUUAAGUCUGGAGAUAUGGUAAUAAACAUGGAGUGGGGAAACUUUAAGUCUGCUCAUCUUCCACUCAGUGAAUAUGAUCAAGCUUUGGAUGCAGAAAGUCUGAAUCCUGGAGAACAGAUUUACGAGAAGUUGACUUCUGGUAUGUAUAUGGGGGAAAUUGUCCGAAGAAUCUUGUUACGGAUGGCCCAGGAAGCUGCUCUUUUUGGUGGCAAUAUACCUCCAAAACUUGAGAUCCCAUACAUUUUAAAGACAUUUCACAUGCUGAUAAUGCAUCAUGAUACAUCACCCGAUCUCAAAACAGUUGGACUCAAACUAAAUGAAAUCUUGGAGAUCGAAAGUAGCUCAAGAAAAACAAGAAAACUGGUUGUGGAUGUUUGUGAGGUUGUUGCCAGGCGUGGCGCACGACUUGCUGCUGCCGGAAUACACGGCAUCCUCAAAAAGCUUGGCCGGGUUACCGACAGGCCCGACAAGCGAAGGACAGUGAUUGCUGUGGACGGCGGAGUCUACAAGUACUAUACUUUCUUUGGGCGGUGCAUGGAGAGCACUCUGAGGGAAAUGCUUGGGGAGGAGGUGGCAUCCUCGGUUGUAAUUAAGCCCGUUGAUGACGGCUCAGGCAUUGGGGCAGCUCUGUUGGCAGCAUCCUAUUCUCAGCACCUCCAGCCCAUGAAUGACUAAUCUGAUAGUCCCUUUGAUUCAGAAGCCACAUCAGCAUCUUCUUAAUCCAAAAUGGCAUGCACUUUGGUGCAUGUUCAAGAAGAAAAAGAAGCCAUAGGAGCAGUUCACCGUUGCCAAACUCCCCUGUAUUUUUUUCAACUGACAAAUUUUAAUCAUCAACUACGCGA